GAUGUGAAGCCCAACCCCGUCCGUGUGAAGGCUGCCACAGACUCCCUGAGGGCCAAGACGAGUAUCAUCGAGGGCCUUGAGCCGGAGUCGGCGGCUUGCAUCCGCCCCUGCCCUCCAGAUGCGAGGCCGAUGAUUGGCAAUGUCAUGGGGGACGUCUACCUGGCUUGCGGCCACAACUGCUGGGGCAUUCUCUGGGGCCCUCUCACGGGCCAGAUCAUGGCGGACCUCGUCACAGGAGCGCAGCCCUCCGUGCCACUUGCAGCCUUCGAUCCGCUGCGGUUCGCGCCGCGCGCAGCGAAAAGAGGUCGCCACAUGGUGAGCCGGCCAGUCGGCGAGCAGUGGUAG
Molecule: messenger RNA, 345 nt
Organism: Symbiodinium sp. CCMP2592
Lineage: Eukaryota; Dinophyceae; Suessiales; Symbiodiniaceae
Source: the annotation of a GenBank genome assembly